UGGAUUAGGGUUUAGAUUGGUUGUUUUUGAUAGUCAACUCAUCUGGGAGCUUGUACUCUGGAAUUCGGCUUGUUUGGGGGAGAUUAAUUUCUUAAGUAAUGGAAGGAAAUGGAGCGGUUUUUCAAUCUGAAACCAGAGCAUUCAGAUCGAUAUUUUCGAAAAAUGACGUUUUUGGUGAAGAUAAUACUUGUCCGAAGCAAGAUACAUAUGUGGGUGUAUCUGGAUCGAGGAACACGAGCCCUUCCGGCCGGGCUGGAUCCAGGAAUACUAGCCCUUCGCGGCAGAAGGUGAUCAAGACCAAGCCACGAGGCUUCGACGAAGAAACAACUGCAACAUUUGGCAAAGCAGUCCAACCCGAUGUUCAUAUGGAAGACAGUAUUUGGGCGAUGUUACCGGAAGACCUGUUGAAUGAAAUCUUAGCUCGGGUUCCUCCUUUUAUGAUCUUCCGUCUCCGAUCUGUCUGUAAACGGUGGAAUUCGAUCCUCCAAGAUGGUAGCUUUCUUAAAUUCCACUCUCAAGUGCCAUCCCAUGGGCCAUGUCUUAUUACAUUCUGGAUGAACUCGCAGGCCCCGCAGUGCUCUGUGUUCAGCUUGCCACUAAAAACUUGGUAUAAGAUCCCCUUCACCUUCUUACCCCAGUGGGCAUUCUCGCUAGUUGGUUCUUCUGGUGGUCUUGUUUGCUUCUCUGGACUUGAUGGGCUGACUUUCAAAACCUUGGUCUGUAACCCCCUUACUCAAACUUGGAGGACCCUCCCUAACAUGCAUUAUAAUCAGCAAAGACAAUUGAUCUUGGUUGUGGAUCGGACCAACAAAUCAUUCAAAGUGAUUGCCACUAGUGAUAUAUAUGGAGACAAGACGUUGCCAACUGAGGUUUAUGAUUCAAAGCUUAACACUUGGUUGCUUCAUCAGAUAAUGCCGGCUGUGAAUCUAUGCUCUUCAAAGAUGGCAUUUUGUGACUCUCGGCUAUAUCUAGAGACCCUGUCACCGCUUGGUUUGAUGAUGUAUCGCCUAGACACAGGGUACUGGGAACACAUUCCAGCCAAAUUUCCUCGAUCGUUAUUGGAUGGGUAUCUUGUUGCUGGCACGCAGAAGCGCUUGUUUCUAGUUGGAAGGAUAGGCCUUUAUAGUACUCUUCAGAGUAUGAGAAUUUGGGAGCUGGAUCAUGCAAAGAUCAUGUGGGUGGAAAUCAGUAGGAUGCCACCAAAGUAUUUUAGAGCGCUGUUGAGAUUGUCUGCAGAGAGGUUUGAAUGUUUUGGACAGGAUAACUUGAUCUGCUUUACUUCAUGGAACCAAGGGAAAGGUCUUCUUUAUGAUGUUGAUAAGAAGGCGUGGUCUUGGAUUGCUGGCUUUGCUCUUCAGUCAUACAACAGCCAGGUCUGUUUCUAUGAGCCAAGGUUUGAUGCUUCCAUUUACUGACUAAUGGUUUUUGAAAUCCUUUUUGUUCUUUAUUUAGGGCCUCAUUAUUGGUCAUCAUCCUACUUGUAUUUCAAUUUCUCUAUCAUGUCACUCAUGUAGCAUUCUAUGAGUUAUUCUUAUGAAUUCAAGUUGGUAUUCAUUUGCUCUCCACUCAGAUUAUUGUUUUCAGGAUCACUGUAAAUUGCUGCAUGCCUAUAAUUGUCAGAAUCCCUGAAAAAUGUUGCAUGCCUAUAAUUGCAUCCCUGUAAAAGAAUUAAAAAGUUUAUGGUUUAAUGGAAAGAUACGGCCCUUAGUAGAGAGUGGAAUGGUAGAGCAAUAUUGUUGUUGCCAAUCCCAAGUGGAUGGGAUGAGGGUGUAAAUUUAUCAUCUUCUAAAAUGUAAAUUAAAGGACGAUGGAUGAUAUGUCA
Telopea speciosissima is the source of this 1822-nucleotide messenger RNA. Its product is annotated as F-box/kelch-repeat protein At5g15710. Lineage: Eukaryota; Viridiplantae; Streptophyta; Magnoliopsida; Proteales; Proteaceae. The record is from RefSeq and is a predicted model, not a curated record. The transcript has a single exon. Gene Ontology annotation, molecular function: protein binding. The coding region runs from base 99 to 1415 and encodes 438 amino acids.